AUGUCAUCCAUGCAGGAUCAUGUGCAAGGAUCCCUCUGGGGAAUGCUGAUUGCUGAUGCCCUUGCCAUGCCUGUACAUUGGUACUAUACGCCAGGAACGAUUGAACGAGACUUUGGACCGGACGGUAUCCAAACUUACCACGCUCCCAAGCAUCCUCACCCCGAUGCCUUUGCUUGGAGUAUGACGUACUCUGGUAACAUCGAUAUCUAUCACGGAGUUCAGAAGUAUGUCCAAGACAGCAAACCUCCGCCAGAGGAGAAUCCGCAUUAUCAUCAUGGUUUGCAAGGAGGAGAUGUCACACUACAAAUGCAGUGGGCAAGGGUUUUAUUAAAGUGUUUGGGAAAGGAUGGCUCUGAAAACCAUGAUUGGGCACAAUCCUUUGUUGACUUUAUCCAAACGCCGUCACCCGCGCUGAACAAUGAUAUUUAUCGCGAUGUCUUCAUUCGACGAUAUUUUGAACGUCUUUCAGAAGGACUGCCACUGGCGGAAUGCCCAGUUCCUCAAAAAGAGUGUUGGAGUGUUGGGAGUAUGGGCGGUGUUAUUCCUGGAUUGAUGACAGCAUUGUCUUUUGCCAAUAGCCCUGAAAUAUCCAUGGAGGACAUGGUGGCACGCUCGAUUGAAAUCCACAGGAAAACGCACAACAGUGAAAACGUUUCAGAGGCAGUCACAAUCUUGGCACCCUUGGUUGUCAAGUUGUGUCGGAUGCCGAAACGAGAACAAAAGUCUGAAUACAGCGGUGAUCCUUCCGAGUCCAGCUUAGUCCCAGAAGCCAUCGAUCCUCGUCGCAUGCUGAUUCUGGAUGCGGCCAAGUCAUUCCCACUGCCUGCCGUCACAGGGGCAUCCUUACUGCGACGAUACAACAAGGCCCGUGGUCCCGGUAAUAUUCCCAACGACGAAAUGUAUAAGUUGCAUACGAAACGGCGAGAAGGAGUGGUAUUCGAUCCUUCCUUGUACAUGGAUGUCCCCGACUCUAACGUGAUUGGACGCAAAGGAUUCUUAGGAACCGUCUGCUACACGGAGCAUGGAGUGCCUGCCAUUUUGUACUUGGCGUACAAGUAUUUUGAAGAUCCCGCCAAGGCGCUGAAAAUCAAUGCUAAUUUACUAGGAGAUUCCACUAGUCGCGGAUCAUUGCUAGGGUGUGUGUUGGGAGCAGCGCAUGGCACAGAAUGGUGUCAAGAACUGAUCAGUGGCCUACGACAGAAGGAUGAGUUUCGACACGAUAUUGAACGGUUCUCGGAGGAAGUUGUAUCGAAAUGA
This is a messenger RNA of Cylindrotheca closterium, 1257 nucleotides long. NCBI's taxonomy places the organism in Eukaryota, Bacillariophyta, Bacillariophyceae, Bacillariales, Bacillariaceae. The record is from the annotation of a GenBank genome assembly.